Molecule: messenger RNA, 1327 nt
Organism: Didymodactylos carnosus
Lineage: Eukaryota; Metazoa; Rotifera; Eurotatoria; Philodinida; Philodinidae
Source: the annotation of a GenBank genome assembly
GCAUUUUAAAAAAUUUGUUUUUUGCGCACCUACUUUUCGAACUCACUCCCACCAUGCCCUCCCCCCCCCCCCCCCCCGACUCCCGCGAUAUGAUAUACAGAAUACAAAACGCGGCUCGUUUAUUCUUCAUUUCCAAUAAGCGAGUCGCGGUAACGUCGUGUAGCACGUGAAAGACAAUAUAGUGACUUCUCACGUCUGUUAGAACUGCGCCAGAUUCUGCCAGAAUCACAGCAGAAUUGAGCAGAAUCUGUCAAUUCGUAGAGAGCAUCUCAGUGUUAAAGAGAAUAUAGUUGAUUCUGGUAGAAUUGCACCAGAUUCUGCCAGAAUCACAGCAGAAUUGAGCAGAAUCUGUCAGUUCGUAGAGAGCAUCUCAGUGUGAAAGAGAAUAUAGUUGAUCCUGGUUGAGUUCUGGUAGAAUUGCACCAGAAUCGUAUUGUUCGUGUGUAAUUGAUCGGAUCGAAUUCUGCGAAUUCUGGUAAUUUCCACGGAAUUGUGGGACUUGACACUGCUGAGACUUUCAUAUCAUUUUGCUUACUAAGACGCUUUUCAGAGAAGUCAUGAUUCAGACAUGAAUCACUCAUAACGACGUGAAGAGCAGUUGAUAAGCACUGAUUUUGUUAUUAAGUUUUUUGCGAUUACUUGAUACUAAUUUAAUACAUGGUAAUAUUUGAACAUGUAAUGUGGGGAUAAUUCCUUAGAUAGUUAGGAGAAACACAUCGUAUACCUAAUUUCAUUUCAUUCACUACUGAAUAAUAGACUUUGUACACUGCACUCUUGCACAAUUGGACGCUUCAAUACACGUGUCAAAAUUGUAUCUCAAUUGAGAAACAAAUUUUCGCAGAAAUAAUGUUCCAUCAAUUGAGAUACUUGGUUAAAAUAUGGAUUGUAUCUCAGUUGAGUCCAAGGUCGAGUAAAAAAAGUGGCUGUUUUUUUAUGUAGGGCAUUAGAAAAGUUCCCGGACUGAUUUUAUUUUAGAAAAACGAAAAGCGUUAUAAUGCAGGACUUGUUACUUUGUGUAGUUUAAUUAGUUUUAGUUUGGAGUACUAUAAUGAAAUACUUUUCUGCUCGUAUUCUGAAAGAGUAAAGCUUAUAUCCAUGUAUUUUUUUUCUUUUUCUCUACAUAUUUAGAGGUAAUCGUAAAAAAACUCGUAAUGCCGGUUUAUAUCCACCAAGUAAAUUUUCGAGAGUUAAACUACAAGCAGAUAAUGAACUAGGUGGUGAACAAAGUGAUUACAUCAAUGCUGAUUUUGUUUAUGCAACUGGAAACAUGCAUCAUAAUAAGAAUAUUACAGCAUCAGCCGAUUAUAUAAUAACACAAAGUACGUAA